UCCCGCCCCCCAGCGAGUUGUCAUGGCGGCGGUUUAAACAGCAGGAAGUGGAGCUGCAGCUUCGCCUGAAUCCCUAUUUCUUUUUGUGUAAUCUCUUUUUUUAUUAUUAUUUAUUUAUUCCUGCCUUUAGCAGAGACGGGCAAAAUGGAUGUUAAACUGCAGAACCGCCCUGCACAAGUAACCUUUGGAGAACCGAGUCAGCUAAAUGGAUCCUGGGUGCUGUCAGGGUCAGGGAAGAUUCAGGCACAGAGCAAAAGCCAGCUGCAGCAGACUCAGCUCCGCUUUAACAAGGAGGUGCCCACCUCGCCCUCUAACCUGUCGACGAGGUUCCUCAACCCUGCCCCCAUCGUGAUUGAAAAGCUGGCCGCCCCUGGCACCGCCGAGGCUCGGAACGGCAGCAGCCAAUGGGAGGACAGCGUGAGCAGCUCCCAGAGCUCCGUGCGCUUCUCCGUGGUGUCGGAGGACCGGCUGCAGCGGGCGGUGAGGAUGGCACAGAGAGACAUGCGACGCAGACAGCAAGAGGAGGCAUCAGCAACACCCAGCGCUGCCCAGAGGAAACCCAGCAGGGCAAACAUCCAGGACCAGCACAGUCAGAAACAAGGGCUCAGACAAUCACAGACUCCUAAAGCAGAGAUUACGAAGUCGGGCGCCAGGGUGAUUGUCUACACCCCCGAGAGGUUGAGCCACCCCGCCGGGACUGAGACCACCCUCUCUCCCCCCACCCGAGACCCUGGCCCUGGGCCCAAACCCAGGGGCGACAAGCAGGAGCCCGGGCUCAGCCUGGAGAUCCGCAGGCUGCAGAAGGAGCUUGGCACCUACAUCCAGAGGAUCGAGCAGAUGGCUAACAGAGGGAGGGGGCAGGCUCUGGACCCGGAUGAGGAGAGGCGAGCUCAGAUCAGGAGGCAGGAGCAGGCAGUCAGAUCUGCACGCAUCAUCUACAUGCUGCAGCAGCAGGUUAAACAGAUACAGGAGGAUCUGGACAGGCUAAGCCCACACAAAAUCAGACACACAAAAAAGUCGAGGGCAAUGGACAGGCUAGCAGCCGCGCACAGAGGGGCAGUCCGAGCCAUGCAGCUGUUUGUGGGUCAGCUCUCUGACCAAUCAGAGGAGAAGGUGCCCUCCCACUACAGGGAGCUGGGCCAGCUGAUUCGCCAGCUGUCUCUCUGCUCUGCCAAACUGGAGGCGGGGUCAGGCUCUUCUGUCCCGGAGACCGCUAUAGAUAUCCUGCAGCAGCUGGAGGAUCUGGACUGCGCUCUGGGAAAGCAGGAGAGUCCGCGGAGGCAGGCUUCCCGUGCUCGGAGCAGCUCACCGCCGGUCCACACAGCAUCCCGCGGGAGACAACGCAGCGCCUCUCCCACCAGGGGGCGGAGGGGCCAGCGAGGACCAGGUAAACUCACCACAGCCACCGCGAAGACCUCAGCAGAGAGACGGGCUGUCUCGGUAGUUGCUGACCGAAGUCAGUCUGAACUGGGCCCCCCCAGGAAGGGUGACCCCCCCACUCCGCAACGCAGUGAGGUGUUGAGGGCCAGCAUUGAGACUCUGAGCCGCAUGGGGGCGCUGAAGAAGGAGACCCCCGAACCCCCUCGACCCGCCGUGCUCAAGGGAGUGCUGCUCGCGGACAGGCCCAAGGGAUUUCGGCAGCCCAGAGAAGUGCACUUCCAGAAGACCACCCUGGCGUCGCGACUCAAGGAGAACCAACCUCCCCUGAAGGACAGCUCCAUACCCUGGGUGCCCCCUCACCCUACCUCCCCCCCAGCCUCCCCCAGACGGGCUACAUGGAAGAAGCAGGGGGCUGGGGUGCAGUCCUCUCCCCCCAGAGCACCAGGCUCUCCUGGGAGACACAGAGAGACGGUGGAGCUAGAGAGGAGGCAGCUGGCUGAGCACGAGGCACUGAGGCAGGCCUGGCUGGACAACGUGACCGCACGCAGACUGAGGGACCUGAAGGAACUCUGCAGAGAGGAAACAGAGCAGAUUCAGAGACUCAGGGCUGAGGCAGGGUCCCCAACUCGAUGGGCUGAGAGAGCAGAGCAAGCAGCUCAAGAGAGACUGCGCCCCCUGCUGGACCGAGCUCAGCAAAUCAGCAGCUUGUGGGAGAGGAAAGGCACCUCGCUGAGGAACAGGCUGUCUGCCCAGGUGGCUGAGACAGCAGCGGGCAGUGCGGAGCUGCUGAGUGAGAAGAUCCUAGAUGACCUCCUGGAGGACACAGCCCAGGCCCUGUGGGCAGUGGAGCAGGACAGGCAGGCAGAGCGUGGUGGCCUGGCCUUGCAGGACAGCCCUUCUCUGGAGACCAUGCUGCGGAGGAUGGAGGAGAUGGAGAAAGAUGAGGACUCGGUGCGUCGGCGGUUUGCUCACGUUACCUACGCUGGUCCUGAGUUCUGGGUGGAGGAGGAGAGAGCAGACAGAGGCCAGGACCCUGCAGACAGGAAGCCAACAACGCCCCAGCCAAUCCGAAUCACCAAGCUAGCGGGGCACAAGGAGCCUGUGGUGGACAUUGUGAUAGAGACCCCCACCGAGACCAAUGUCCUGUCUGAGGAAUCCGGUUGGGGUGACCUGUCACAGAGAUACCAGCCAAGACAGCCCCUCCCACAGGCCAAGCAGAGGGACGGUACCUUCCUCUCUGUGCCAAUCAGAAUGCAGCAGAGCAUCCAGAAGUACAGCGAGCGGUACGAGGCCUUCCUCCGUCUCGUCUCUCAUGAAGCCGUGGGCAGCUUUAACCCCUGGGUCAUCGCGGACAGCCUGGCAGAGGAGCUGAUGUCAGAGGCGCUGGGUGACGUCGCUGCAGAGUUCCAGGAUGUUUGCGAGGAGUACGCGGAGGCAGUGUUCACAUCCGAGUUCCUGCAGCCAAUACAAUCUCAGAACUCCAUUCCAGGGACAUCCAGCCAAUAGAAUCCAGGUAUUGGCUUCAAAUGGGUCUUCCAGCCAAUAGGACAGCAGAAUUCCAUUCCCGAUCUCCGUUUUCUAAUUGGCUUUGUGAUGACCCAGGCCCGCCCCCUGAGGAGUGGUGUAAAAAGAAGCGAGAUUCUCGGUGUUUGACAUACCAUAAAUCUUUGAGAAGCUAACAGCAGGCCCCAGAGAAGCUGCAGGGGUUUUGACAACCCCGGCUGUUUGAUAAUGCGUGUCAUUUUAUAAUUUAUACAUCAUUCCAGCUCGGAGGUGCACGAGGGCGAUUUGCAGUUGUGAAUGUCUGUGUGAUUAGCCCAGCGAUGCUGCAGCCGGACGGUGAAAGCACUGCCCUGGGACUCGAACCCGCUUGUAAGAAGCGCGCCGGGUCACCGACUGAAUUACAGGAAAGAGCCUCUGUUAGGACCCCUAGAGGCGUCUCAAUAUCACACACGCUCAUCAACCAGCCUGUGAAAUUACUAAAGGUUGACGUUUAGUUUGAUAUUCUUGUGCCGUAUAUCCCAGGAGGUGGAAAUAGAACUCGCAUCGUAUAUCAGUUUGAGACAUCAUUUUAUAUUCCUAGAUUUAAUUAAUACUUUAACUCAGAUUAAAUUAAUCUUUUUAAAAACACACACACACACACACACACACACAAAUAUUGAUUUUGCUCUUAACUGGUACAAUUCAAUCGAGUAAUCUUUAAUGAAUUAAAAACCCUGACCUAGAAAUAAUUGAUGCUAUUUUUAAACAUGCUCUUUUUCUAAGGGAACAAAGAAAGCACAAAGAGUUUCACAUAACAUUGGCAUAAUUGACAGUAAAAAAAAACCUAUGCAAAUGUAUUUGGAUUUGAAGCUUUACUUUAAUGAAGUCUCAAAUUCAUGGAACUUUUCUAGGCUGUUGUUCGUCUCUUUAACAGCACCCUAGAACGGUUCCAUGCAUAUAAGCAGAACAUUAAUCUUGAAUACGAUCCAUUGUCACUAUGGAAGUGCCAGGAACCCACAUGUACCUGUAAUUCACUCCUGCUUCACAAAACCCAGGAGACCAAAUGUUGUACAUGCGCUUUGUAGAGAUAGGAAAAUCUAUUGCCCUCCUGCGGUUUGUCCCUCUUUUUCUCUCUCUCUCUCUCUCUCUCUCUCUCUCUCUCUCUCUCUCUCGAUAUCUCUCCUGAAGUCACAGACAGGCAGUGUUUACAGACUUACAAAUUCUCCCCAGUGGAAAAAUAAAUAAGUAAAUAGGAAAAAAAAGUCAGUGAUUUAACACACCUCGUCAGUGAAAACUUUGUUAUCUUCUUCAUAUCUGUCUCAACCCGAGAGCCUUAGUUCUGGAUGUCUUCUGAGAAGUGAUAGUGUGCCUGAAUUUACAAUCUGUAUCACCUUGCAGAAGCCUGUCUGUUUGGUACCAGGCUAUUUUUUUCAGGGGAGGCAGUUGUGUUGUUCAGAUAGCUGCCUGGCUCCUGUGCGUGACAUCUGACAGCUGGUUUAAUCCAAGUGUGGAGGUGUAAUAGCAUUUUCCAGACAUGGGGGUCAGCUGGUCGAUGAAUAGAAGCUCCAAGGAAAAACCAGGCCCUGCGCGCUGAGUCAACCAGCAUCCCAUCCUGUUACAUAGUUACAUUUGAGACAACCUGCCCCUGCUCCAUCUUCAAGCAUCCCCUGCAAAGGUGUGUGAGUUCAGGGAUAAGCAUGGUGCGACGGGGGAGCUGUGCUGUUUGGUUAGUAAGUUAAUACACUGUGUCCAGGGCGCCUCUUACUGCUUGUGAGCUGUUAUCUUGCGCAGUUUGUGUGAAAGCACUGCAAAGUGGUUCUGCUUGCUCAAACUGUGCAAAGUAUUUUAAAAAAGAAGAUGAUUAUAAUCAGGAAUUGCUAUUAUCAUAUCUUUUUUUUCUUUUUUUUUGUUCAAUGCACGGGUCUAGUAAUACUGCAGCUAGUGCAAGGAAGGCACCAGGCGAAACGUUUUUCUACUUGAAUUGAGGAUUGAUUUGAUCAGCCUAUACCCUACCAGCUGGAGUUUAUUUUUAGAGCAUUUUACGGCACUUGGAAAACCACCCUGAGCUGCAUCAACCACCUGUCCGUUGUUUAUCGGGAUUACAGAUAGAAAUGCUGUCAGUGGCUGAUGCAUUAUAGAGGGAUUCCCAUGAUGUAAAGGAAGUCAAGCUGUGGCUCGUUCAUGUGGGAUAUAGGGUAGAUUAAAUCAGACUUUACAGAUUACCUGGACCUGCUCCAAGGUGCUAACAUGUCCUCUCUGUCCUGUUGGUGCUAAAGGUCCCUGGAAGCUUGUAGCAGAACCAGGGCUAUCAAAUCAUCUCUCCUGACCAAACUCUGGUUUUGUAUAUACAGUAUUGUAAUCAAAUAUUGUGUAGAUUUAAGAAUAUUACUUGAUUUGUCUUUUGUUGUGAAACAUUUUAUAAUUUAUUAUAUUAAAUUAUUUUGAGGUUU
Molecule: messenger RNA, 5312 nt
Organism: Acipenser ruthenus (sterlet)
Lineage: Eukaryota; Metazoa; Chordata; Actinopteri; Acipenseriformes; Acipenseridae
Product: protein moonraker-like
Exons: 19
Coding region: 145-2886 (913 amino acids)
Biological process (GO): protein localization to centrosome; centriole replication
Cellular component (GO): centriolar satellite
Source: RefSeq, a predicted model, not a curated record